UUUUAGCAGGACUUCCACUAAUGUCUAAUCUUUUUUUUUUUUCCUUCCCCUUUUCUCCUUUCUUUUACUUCCUGCAGGGUGAGCGAGACUGUCGGGCCCUUCAAUCGGCAUGGCAACACAGGCCUAUGUAGCAGAGCUGCAAGCCAGUCAGCAGCAAACCCAGCAGGGAGGUGGCACAGUGCAGGUUCAAGUCCAGGCCCAGGCGCCACCCGCCCCUACACAGUACGUGGCGGAGCUGCAGAGCGCCCAGGCACCAGCCCAGGCGGCCCCCCAGCCCGUGGCCCAGAAGCAGCCAACGGCCCAGCAGUACGUGACUGAGAUCCAGAGCUCCUCUCCUCAGCCAAAUGCUAGCCAGCCUACCCCGCAAUACAUUGUGGUCACAGUGACAGAAGGUGCCUUGCGGCCCAGCGAGACGGUCUCUGACUCCGGCUCCCCGCCCACGGUGGUCCAGACUGGUGUUCCUACCCAGGUGGUGCAGCAAGUCUCGCAGCAGCGCCUACUGGUUCAAGGAGACGUAUCCGCCAAAGUGUCCGCAGUGACUCCCCUCCAGCUACCAGGGGUUCAGCAAGUCACAGUUCAGCAACAGAGGUCUGUGGUCCAGUCUACAGCUCAGACUCCAAAGACAGCACAGGUCCAGCAGCUGGCCGUCCCGGGGCUACAGCAGGUUCAUGUAUCUCAAGAGGUGCAGCAGCUCCAGCAGGUGCCAGUUCAGCAGGUCUACUCCAGCCAGGUGCAGUAUGUCGAAGGAGCAGAUGCCAGCUACACCACUAGCACUAUCCGUUCCAGCAGCUACCCCUACACAGAGACCUCCCUAUACACUCAGGCGACCCCUGCAUCCUAUUACGAGCCUGCCGGAGCAACCGCUCAAGUCAGCACGCCAGUCACUUCACAGGCCGUGCCCAGCACUGGGGGCACUGUGCCAAUGUAUGUGUCAGGUGGCCAGAUUGUUGCUAACCCCAGUGCUGCGACAGGCACCACGGCGGGCACGGGCCAGGCUACCAACACAGCUGGAGGUAGCUACGUCAUCCAGGGAGGAUACAUGCUGAGCAGUACCAGUCAGAGUUACUCACAUACAACCCGCGCCUCUCCCGCCACAGUCCAAUGGUUGGUGGACAACUAUGAGACAGCAGAGGGAGUGAGCCUGCCACGCAGUACCCUCUACUGUCACUACUUGCUGCACUGCCAGGAACAGAAGCUCGAACCCGUCAAUGCCGCCUCAUUUGGCAAGCUGAUCCGCUCAGUGUUCAUGGGGCUGCGCACCAGGAGGCUUGGCACCAGAGGCAACUCCAAGUACCACUACUAUGGGCUUCGAAUUAAAGCCAGCUCUCCACUGUUAAGGUUGAUGGAGGACCAGCAACACUUAGCUAUGAGACAGCAGCCCUUCUCCCAGAAACAGAGACUUAAACCUGUGCAAAAGGUGGAGGGCAUGACCAAUGGCAUGGCACUGGGCAAUCAGCAGCAGCAGAGUUCUGGUCUUUCAGACAUCAGCGCCCAAGUCCAGCAGUACCAGCAGUUCCUUGAUGCGUCGCGGGCAUUGCCCGAGUUUACUGACAUUGACCUCCAAGGAAAAGCACUGCCAGAUGGGAUUGCCCUGGAUCACAUUAAGGCCUUUCAAGUGCUGUACCGGGAGCACUGCGAGGCCAUCUUGGAUGUCAUGAUAAACCUACAGUUCACCCUGGUGGAGACCCUGUGGAAAACAUUCUGGAGAUUCAAUGACAGCCAAACGAAUGACACCUCCACCCUGUCUGUCCACGAUGAAUCGGAGAAGCGCUUGCCCAAAGCCUGCUUGGUUGUACUCUGUAAAUAUGACCCUGUUCUGAGGUGGACCAAGGAGUGUGACAACAUGCUGUAUCAAGGGCUGGUAGAGAUCCUGAUUCCUGAUGUGCUAAGACCCAUUCCCAGUGCCUUAACGCAAGCUAUACGCAAUUUCGCCAAGAGUCUGGAAAGCUGGUUAACCAAUGCCAUGAUGAACAUCCCUGAGGAGAUGGUCCGGGUCAAGGUAACUUCUGCGAGUGCCUUUGCCCAGACACUCCGCCGCUACACGUCGCUGAAUCACUUGGCUCAGGCGGCGCGUGCUGUUUUGCAGAACACGGCGCAGAUCAAUCAGAUGCUCAGUGACCUGAACCGAGUGGAUUUUGCUAACGUGCAGGAGCAGGCGUCCUGGGUGUGUCGCUGUGAAGAUGGAGUGGUGCAGCGCUUGGAACAGGAUUUUAAACUCACCCUACAGCAGCAGAACUCCCUGGAGCAGUGGGCAGCAUGGCUGGAUGGCGUAGUCUCUCAGGUCCUUAAGCCCUACCAAGGAAGUCCUGCUCUCCCAAAGGCGGCAAAACUCUUCUUACUUAAAUGGUCAUUUUACAGCUCUAUGGUAAUCCGGGAUCUGACCCUGCGCAGCGCAGCCAGCUUUGGCUCCUUCCACCUCAUAAGACUACUGUACGAUGAAUACAUGUAUUAUCUGGUUGAGCACAGAGUAGCACAGGCCAAAGGAGAAACACCCAUAGCUGUCAUGGGGGAGUUUGCAAACCUCGGGCGAAGUCUGAACACACUGGAUCCCGACAAAGAAGAGGAGGAAGAGGAAGAAGAGGAAAGUGACGAAGAGAGCCAGCAGGAGAUCUCUCUGCACUCGAAUGAAUCUACGGGGUUGAGUGUCGAUCAGCUUGAACCUCCAGCCAAGAUGGCCCGUACCGAUGCCAGAGCAAUCUUUGCAGAGGUGCCAACCACUAACUAAUGCCACCCUGAGCUUGACCACUCCCCUUAUGCCACCCCACCCCAUCCCCUAGUCCCACUCCCACUUGCUGCAAGCUCAUCAUACUGUUAUGGAAAGAAUGAAGGAUGUCAAUCAUGGUUGACAGGCCCUGAUGCCCACUACUGGCCUGCCUGGGCACAACUAGGGCUUGCAAUGAAAAUUUCUGACAAGGCUGCUUACUUGUGUGGACUCUACAUUUGAGCUGACACAAUGAUGGUGAAAAUGCCCUCAAACCCACGACCCGAAAUGCCUUUUUGUCAUUAUCUGGACACCAGGUAUGAAUGGCCUCACCAUAGAAAUUUAGAUUUCAAACAAAGGUGGUACCGGCUUGUUGUAACACUUGGUCAGGGUGGCACUGUUACUUUUUUUUAUUCUUUGAGUGGCCUGAUAGAGUGAAAACUCUGCACUGUUGUGCUCUUUCAAGUCCUUUCUAGCUCAGUCAUCUCCUAAAACUCUCUAGUGCUUCACGACAUCACACCUUGACCCCCAACCAACCCCCUGAGCCCAUUAAAUGCCUUCAUGACUGCUGAGGUCUUCCUCCAGAAGUGAGGUCACUGCAGACUACAUUUCAUUUGUCAUGUCAUGAGAGCCCCUUAAAAAGCGUGAACAGGCCUAAUCGUGAUUCUUUUUUUUUUUUUAAAACUUUUCUUGGUAUUACCUAUCACGGAUUAUAUAAUUAAUAUAUUAUUGCAAAGACUUUGGUUUGUGCCAAACUUAUUUAUUUGCCUUAAUUUUACUUGUAAAUAAUUUGCGAGGGGGUUUGGCAUCUGGGGAAUUCAAAGAGGGCAAUGCGUGUCUCCAAAUCUAAAAGAGAAAACCGAGACCGAGGUUAGCAAAGGACUCUGAUCAUGGCUGUCAUGUCCGUUCAACUGGCAUCACUGGAAAUGAUUCAAACCUUCUUUCUAUUGUUUAAGCUCUCGUUUUGCACCCCACUCUACUCCUUGUUACCACAUUGUCGGGCGAAUACCUGUAUGAGCACACACACACACACACACACACACGGGCAGGCAGCAGGACUCUGUGCAGUAACAGGCAAUGCCCUGGUACAGGAAGGGGGGGGGGGGGGGGUUUACUUGUGUCUCCCUGACCAAACUACUUCUUGAAAGGUUAAAAUGGCAUUUCUGCAAAGUGUAUUUUCGCCCUCUGCUGUUGCUGCUAUUCAACUCAGGGCGCACGUCUUGGUGGCUCGGAUUCUGCUUUAGUGAAAAUAGCCGGAGAUGAAUAGUGGCAGGGCAGCUAUCAGAAGCUGCUGCUGCUGUUGUUGUUGAGGCGUAUGUAUCAAUAGCACCUGCUACUAGGGCUGUGGCAUUAUGGGAUUUUGGACAGCACAAGGGGUCAGAGUCUCAUUUUAGCAUCGCCUUUCAUUAGGUUUGAGCCGUUUCCUUUGUGAUCUCCCACAAUUCAAAGAUCUGCAGGCAGGUUAACAGGUAAUUCUGUAUGGUGUUGGUAAUGGGGGCCCUAGAGUCCAUAGGCAUAUUGUUAGCCUGACUGACCCCCACUAGUGUGAGUAGGCGUAGUGGUGUAU
Erpetoichthys calabaricus (reedfish) is the source of this 4268-nucleotide messenger RNA. Its product is annotated as MHC class II regulatory factor RFX1-like. Gene Ontology annotation, biological process: regulation of transcription by RNA polymerase II. The transcript is spliced from 18 exons. NCBI's taxonomy places the organism in Eukaryota, Metazoa, Chordata, Cladistia, Polypteriformes, Polypteridae. The record is from RefSeq and is a predicted model, not a curated record. Bases 110 to 2725 code for a protein of 871 amino acids. Gene Ontology annotation, cellular component: nucleus. Gene Ontology annotation, molecular function: RNA polymerase II cis-regulatory region sequence-specific DNA binding; DNA-binding transcription factor activity, RNA polymerase II-specific.